Messenger RNA from Tupaia belangeri chinensis (Chinese tree shrew), 2534 nucleotides. It is a transcript of the gene IDS, whose product is annotated as iduronate 2-sulfatase. Bases 186 to 1835 code for a protein of 549 amino acids. Gene Ontology annotation, cellular component: cytoplasm. The transcript is spliced from 9 exons. The record is from RefSeq and is a predicted model, not a curated record. Gene Ontology annotation, molecular function: iduronate-2-sulfatase activity. Lineage: Eukaryota; Metazoa; Chordata; Mammalia; Scandentia; Tupaiidae.
GGAGGGGGCAGGGAGGGUCUGAGGCAGUGGAGCGCAGGCGCAGUCGCAUUCGGGCCUUGCCCGGGCCUGAGGGCCUGUGGCGGUCCUGGCGCAGGUUGCUAUGGUUCCCUAAACAGCGGCCGUGGAGGGAGCAGCUGCUGCCUGGCCCUCCCGGCGUCGCUUGUCACGGCCACGCCGUGGCAGAAAUGGCGCCGUCGCCCGGCUGGGGCCUGCUCUGGGUGGGCCUGAUCCUGGGCUUCGUCUGCACCACCCUGGAAUCUGCGGCGAAGACCAAUUCUGCCACAGAUGCGCUGAAUGUCCUUCUCAUCAUUGUGGAUGACCUGCGCACCUCCCUGGGCUGUUAUGGAGAUAAAAUUGUACGGUCCCCUAACAUCGACCAGCUGGCAUCUAAUAGCCUCCUUUUCCAGAAUGCUUUUGCCCAGCAGGCAGUGUGUGCACCGAGCCGUGUGUCCUUCCUCACCGGGAGGAGGCCUGAUACUACCCGCCUGUAUGACUUCAACUCCUACUGGAGGGUGCACGCCGGAAACUUCUCUACCAUCCCUCAGUACUUCAAGGAGAAUGGCUAUGUGACGCUGUCGGUGGGAAAAGUCUUUCAUCCGGGUAUAUCUUCUAAUCACAGUGAUGAUUCUCCAUAUAGCUGGUCUUUUCCACCUUAUCAUCCCUCCUCUGAGAAGUAUGAAAACACCAAGACAUGUAGGGGACAAGAUGGAGAACUUCACGCCAACCUGCUUUGCCCUGUGGAUGUGGCAGAUGUGCCCGAGGGCACUUUGCCUGACAAACAGAGCACUGAGGAAGCUAUUCGGUUAUUGGAAAAGAUGAAAACAUCAGCUGACCCUUUCUUCCUGGCUGUUGGGUAUCAUAAACCACACAUCCCCUUCAGAUAUCCCAAGGAAUUUCAGAAGUUGUAUCCCUUGGAGAACAUCACCCUGGCUCCUGAUCCCCACGUUCCUCACGGCCUACCCGCUGUGGCCUACAACCCCUGGAUGGACAUCAGGCAACGGGAGGACGUUCGAGCCUUAAACAUCAGUGUGCCCUAUGGCCCUAUUCCUGUGGAUUUUCAGCGGAAAAUCCGCCAGAGCUACUUUGCCUCUGUCUCAUAUUUGGAUACACAGGUCGGCCACCUUUUGAGUGCCUUGGAUGAUCUUCAGUUGACCAGCAGCACGAUCAUUGCAUUUACUUCCGAUCAUGGGUGGGCACUUGGUGAACAUGGAGAGUGGGCCAAGUAUAGCAAUUUCGACGUCACCACCCGUGUGCCCCUGAUGUUCUAUGUUCCUGGCAUGACAGCGUCACUUCCCAAGGCAGGCGAGAAGCUCUUUCCAUACCAUGACCCUUUUGAUCCUGUCUCAGAACUGAUUGAACCAGGCAGGAGAGCCACGGACCUGGUGGAACUGGUGUCUCUCUUCCCUACACUUGCUGCGCUUGCUGGGCUGCAAGUUCCGCCUCGCUGCCCCAGACCUUCAUUUCACAUGGAACUUUGCAGAGAAGGCCGGAACCUUCUGAAGUAUUUUUGGUUCCGUGACUUGGAAGAGGGCCCAGAUCUCUACAGUAACCCCCGUGAGUUGAUUGCCUAUAGCCAGUACCCCCGGCCUGCAGACUCCCCCCAGUGGGAUUCUGACAAGCCGAGUUUGAAAGACAUAAAGAUCAUGGGCUAUUCCAUACGUACCAUCGACUACAGGUAUACUGUGUGGGUUUCCUUCGAUCCUAAGGAGUUUCAGGCUAACUUUUCAGAUAUCCAUGCAGGGGAAUUGUAUUUUGUGGAUUCUGACCCAUUGCAGGAUCACAAUAUGUACAAUGAAACCCAGGGUGGAGAAUUUCCCCAAUCAUCAGUGCCCUGAGAGGGCAAAUCUAGUGUGUCCCCCUGUCCCCAGUGGUGAGAGAGGACUUCCAGCUGGGUAUUUUGUGAUAACCUGUAAUACUGGAAACAGCCUGAGGGGCAGGGCAUCCAAAUGGGCAUCAGCAAUUGGGCUCAAGAACGUGUGAUAACAAGAUCUCUUCAUUUAUUACUUAUUGAUUUAUGAUUGGCUUGUGGUUGGGCAGAACUUUUGUUAUUCUUUUUUUUUUUUCAUUUGGACCAAAAUUAUGUGUCAUACCUUUGGAUAUCAAGGCCAAAUAACCAAACACAACCCUAUACUAAAUUAGUACUUUAAUUAUUUGUAAAAGUUUCAGAAGUUAGCCAUAUAUCAAAUUAGAUUCCAUACUAAAUUCCCAGUUAUUAUAUUUAUAACUUAAUAAUAUCUUCUUUAGCCCAAUGCACUCAAAAUAUUAUGUCAACAUGUAAUACACAUUUCUUUUUCUAAUUCAGAGUCCAGUAAUAAUGUAAAAGCCAAUAUCUUAAAGUCUGUCUUCAGUUUUUAUUUCUAAGAUCGCAAGAUUUCAAAAUCUAAGGAUAAAAUAUGCACGAAGUGGUUAAUGUGGAAUUUCUAUGUUAAGUAGUAAAUAAUGCUCAGCAAACUAGAGGCAUGAGAUGUAUGAGAAGUUCAGUUAAAAUUUUCCAGGUACUUUUGGCCCAAAUCACAAUUAGUAAAUAAUAGGGC